Aspergillus sclerotioniger CBS 115572 is the source of this 1474-nucleotide messenger RNA. RefSeq names its product pinin family protein. The coding region runs from base 147 to 1070 and encodes 307 amino acids. NCBI's taxonomy places the organism in Eukaryota, Fungi, Ascomycota, Eurotiomycetes, Eurotiales, Aspergillaceae. Gene Ontology annotation, cellular component: catalytic step 2 spliceosome. The transcript is spliced from 4 exons. The record is from RefSeq and is a predicted model, not a curated record.
UGAUUCGAGAUAGCUGAUACCCAGUCUUUUUUUCUUCUUCUCAUAAUCUAGUUUUCAAUGUUCAGAGCUGUUUUCAUCUUUCUACUUUUGUGAUUUGAGCCGAUUUGAUUCCCCCGAGCAAGGUUUCUAGCUUCUAGCUGCCAGAUAUGACUGAAGGAACUCUCGCCUCCGCUGUCGCACUCCCCGACCAGGACCCGAUCCCGUCCCCAGAAGCAGGGCUUAAGCGGAGACAAUCGUCCAUUACGGAGCCGGAUUCGGAGUACAAGCGUCGGCGACUUAGCUCUCAGACGGAAAUCAAUGAUGCUCAGACCGGUGCAGAACGCAAACUAUCCUCUCCAGAUGUAAGACCGAGACGACCAGCCGGGGGUCGGGAUGAAGAGCGCAAACGCGGACAACGGCUAUUCGGUGCCUUGUUGGGGACGCUGUCGCAGAGUUCGACUUCGGCGGCUCAGAAGCGACGGGCGGAUAUCGAACGACGACAACAGGAUAAGCUCAAGUUGCAGGAUGAGGAGUAUGGCGAGUUGAAGAAGAAGAGGCGGGAGGAACGGGCAGUGAUACGCAAGAAGGAGCAGAGACUCUACGAAGAGGAAUCGAUGCGCACGCGCCACUCGAAUCUUGUGGCAAUGGCUCAUUUUCUCAAGACGAGGACAGAGCCGGUAUUGUACUACAAGCCGUGGCAACUAAGGGCGGAGGAGGAGGAUAUAAUACAGGAUCAGAUCAAAGAUGCGGAAGCUACUGUUGCUCGAGAAGUCGCGGAAUUUGAGACAGAAUAUGCACCCCAUGAGGAGAUGAAUCUUGAGGUGGGGAAGCAGGACACACAGGAAGAGAUACAGGAACAAGCUGCGGUGUCCGAGUCGGAUGCUCUGGAGAACAAGAGUGUCGCUCAGGCUUCGUCGGUCACGAUGGGCGCUGAGACGACGGUCGAUGGAGGCUCAGAGGAAGCUAAACCCGAGACUACGCCUGCGCACGAGAGCAAUGUAUCUAUGGAUCAUGACCGCUCGGAUAUCCAUCGACACGAUGAUGAUGGCGGUGAGGUGGUGGAGGACCAGGAGGAUACGGUGAUUUAUUAGCAACAGAAGCGAUGAUCCUCUUUUAUUCCACACGAUGAUGUCUGUUGUGUUUAGUAGCGAAUUGCAAUGCGGACGGGGCCACUGGGGACAGAGGCCGUCCGUGCGGAUGUACAUUAGUGUCUGCAUCCAGCAGGACCGAGGCAUCUCGGCGGGAAGGAAUGGCAACCAUUCCACUGGAUGAGCGCACUCGCAGUGGAGGAAUUCCGUGAACCUGGUCGUGGCUAACUGCCAGGGAAACAGGCCAUGGUCCCGGAAAUCCAUGCUACUCGUGCCCAAUAACUCCGCAGCCUCAUUCUUGACGUUUCAGUCAAUCAAUAGCUUCGGUUGCACGUGACGGACAGCUGGCGGGGGUCUCCAUAGGGUACCAUUUAUAGAUCCUGGGAAAGUCGGUAUAGCAGCAUGGA